AUGGCUUAUUCUCCUAUUCCAGCUCUUGAUGAUCUUUCUGUUCGUGAAUGGAAUAAUCUAACCGAUGAUUUAGCAAAAACUAUUGGUUUUUGUCAACGUGUCGGCUUAUUACAUACUUAUCCAGCUGAAUUCUGUCCAAAAAAACACAGUAAUUGGUAUUUAGGAUCAUGUCCAAAGUCAAUUGAUAAAUGCAAAUGGCGCUGUCGAGUAUAUCGUCGAGGUGCUGCAACGUUAUUACCACUGAUUCAUCAAUUUAUUUUACCUGGUAGUACAAAUUAUAGUGAUCAAUGCAGUGCCUACAAUUCAAUUGUUAAUAUUAAUAAUGGGCCCAAUCGUUAUGCUCAUGAGACUGUUAAUCAUUCAAUUAAUUUUGUCGAUCCAACAACAUUAGUUCACACUCAAACGGUCGAAAACGUGUGGAUGGUCGCUAAAAUCAGGAAGAAAAAUCAAAUGGGACAACAUCGUUCUUUGCUAGACUCACAUUUAGCUGAGUUUAUAUGGCGCCGUAAAUUUGGAAAUCGUUCUUUUGAAAACUUAAUUCGAAUUAUUCAAGAAGUUUAUCCAGCGGUUUAA
Molecule: messenger RNA, 573 nt
Organism: Adineta ricciae
Lineage: Eukaryota; Metazoa; Rotifera; Eurotatoria; Adinetida; Adinetidae
Source: the annotation of a GenBank genome assembly